AUGUUUGGAAGCACUGCAUCAGAAGAUUGGCCACCUGCCUUAAAGAAGUACGUUCAAAAGGCUUUUGCUACAUUUGCACAUGAAAGUCAUAAAGAUCAGAUAGAAUCUAUUUUAAAGGAACGUUUAACAGAGGUUUUUAAAUCAGGAGAUGCUUGGAGUAUAGAUUGGGAGAAUGAACCUCUUCCAAGGUUUACUAAGUUUAUUAUUUCUGAUAUUUUUUUUUAUAGAAUGAACUUUCAUGACCCUGACAAAGCAUCACGAAUGCAGAAGAGGGCAGCUAGAUUUGUUGAAGAAAUAAUCUUUAUCCCGCGUCAUUUUUUUCAUUUUCAGAAUACAGAUAGUAAUGAUGCUGAUUUAGGAAGUUUUGAAAUAGUUGGUACCUGUCUUGAUCUAGAAAAGAAAUACCUCCGAUUAACCAGUGCUCCCGAUGCCAAAUCUAUUAGACCUGUAGAGGUUUUGAAGAAAUCCUUAGUUAUGGUGCAGAAGAGAUGGAAAGAAAAUCCUCAAAACUAUCAUUUUGCUUGUGAACAGUUGAAGUCUAUUCGACAAGAUUUAACAGUUCAGGGCAUUAGAGAUGAGUUCACAGUCAAGGUUUAUGAAACACAUGCUAGAAUAGCAAUGGAAAAGGCUGAUCAUGAAGAGUUUAAUCAAUGUCAAACACAGCUCAAACUUUUAUAUCAGGAGGGCAAUAAGGGAAACAAAGUAGAAUUUACAGCCUACAGAAUUUUAUACUAUAUUUUUACUUCCAAUUCAUUAGAUAUGACCACAGCUUUAUCCUUAUUAAGCAAAGCAGAUCACCUAGAUGUGUGUAUUAAACAUGCUUUAAAAGUGCGGUCAGCAUGGGCCUGUAACAAUUACCACAAUUUCUUCAAGUUAUACCGUACAGCACCUAGAAUGUCAGGUUUUCUCAUGGACUGGUUUGUUGAAAGAGUGAGAAAGACAGCAGUUAAAGCCAUUGUAAAAUCGUAUCGUCCACUUCUUGCGCUGCAAUAUAUCGCAGAUGAGUUGGCCUUCCAAGAUGUAGACCAAUGCAUGGCGUUUCUUGAAGAAAAGGGUGCUGCCCUCAAUGCAGAUAAAUCUAAAUUAGACUGUAAAGCUAGUAAUACUGCUAUCCAAGCUCUCUGA
Messenger RNA from Lottia gigantea (owl limpet), 1125 nucleotides. RefSeq lists its product as hypothetical. Bases 1 to 1125 code for a protein of 374 amino acids. Gene Ontology annotation, cellular component: nucleus. The record is from RefSeq and is a predicted model, not a curated record. The transcript has 9 exons. Lineage: Eukaryota; Metazoa; Mollusca; Gastropoda; Lottiidae.